AUGGCAUCACAACACUCCUCCUCAUGGCAGGAGGUGAUUGAUAAAAACCAGAUCCCUAUCUCGAGAAAUUUCCUCGUGGGUCUCCACUUGACACAUUUCUUGAGUACCAGAUUCGCUCCCAACGUUACACAUUACACACAGAAGUUCUUUCAUCUACAAUAUUUUAUCGAAAGGAAAGACCAGCAAAACAUAUACGAUAUUGGUGUGGACGAUGCUUAUUACGUCGUGUCGUGGAUCGUGCUCCUCACUUUUUUCAGGUCUUUCCUCAUGGAGUGUGCAUUUAUUCCCUUUGCCCGCCACGUUAAUAAGAUCCACUCGAGAAAAGCUAGAAUGAGAUUUGCGGAACAGAGCUGGAUGGUGACUUACUACUGCUUUUCAUUUGCAUUCGGCUUCUACAUAUACCGCCUCUCUCCUCAUUGGCACAACAUCGACAAUCUUUACAUUGGUUGGCCUCAUUACCGCAUGCCAUCUUUGUUCAAGAAAUACUACCUUGUCUCCAUAGCGUUUUGGUUUCAACAAAUCGUUGUGCUUAAUAUCGAAAAGAAAAGAAAAGAUCACGUUCAAAUGUUAUGCCAUCACAUUAUCACGGUUGCUUUGGUUUUGGGAUCCUAUUACUAUUACUACACAAGAAUUGGCAACAUGAUCUUGAUGAUUAUGGACUCAGUUGACAUAUUCUUAUCGUCUGCAAAAAUAUUGAAGUACUCUGGCUGGCAGCGCUCCUGUGACGCAAUGUUUGUGCUCUUCCUUAUUUCUUGGGUAGCCUUGCGUCAUGGUUUGUACAACUAUCUAUACUACCACGCCUGGACGAAGGCAAGAGACUUGAUGUUCGACAGUCAGUGCAUUCCAGGCAUCCUCCAAAAGAGAUGCUGGACAACAACGGUAGUCAAUGUCUUCUUGACACUUCUCGGGAGCUUACAAUUCAUAACCUGUCUCUGGAUGUACUCUAUUCUUAAAGUGUUGAAUAAAGUCAUACACGGUGACAGCGCAGAUGAUGUCCGAAGCGAUGAAGAUGACUCGGACGUGGAGAGUGAAGAUGACAGCAAAACUAACCAAACUCCUGAAACGACAGAUGAAGACGUAACCGAAAAGGUAGAUCAGGAAUCUAAUACUCACGCGCAAAACGACUCGUGA
Candidozyma auris is the source of this 1131-nucleotide messenger RNA. It is a transcript of the gene LAC1, whose product is annotated as Lac1p. Bases 1 to 1131 code for a protein of 376 amino acids. NCBI's taxonomy places the organism in Eukaryota, Fungi, Ascomycota, Pichiomycetes, Serinales, Metschnikowiaceae. Gene Ontology annotation, biological process: ceramide biosynthetic process. The record is from RefSeq and is a predicted model, not a curated record. The transcript has a single exon. Gene Ontology annotation, cellular component: membrane. Gene Ontology annotation, molecular function: sphingosine N-acyltransferase activity.